Messenger RNA from Herpailurus yagouaroundi (jaguarundi), 1018 nucleotides. RefSeq lists its product as uncharacterized. The record is from RefSeq and is a predicted model, not a curated record. The coding region runs from base 226 to 897 and encodes 223 amino acids. NCBI's taxonomy places the organism in Eukaryota, Metazoa, Chordata, Mammalia, Carnivora, Felidae. The transcript has 5 exons.
AGCCUGCGUGCGGGGGCCACGGCCGGGCUCGCUCAGGCGUUCACCACCCUCCUCCCCCUCUGUCUUCACGUCACCUCCCAAGCCCCGCGGUGAGACCCACGGGCCUUACGAGAUGGCCACCAGGCUGUGUCUGCCACGGGGUCACGUGCGGUCCGAGAGAGAAACGAGCACCCGGGCGUCAAAGCUCGCGACGCCAACGGGGACCGCUUUCUGGGCACGUGCCCUAUGCCACGCUCCGCGCAGGCCGUGAGUGGACACGCCGUCUCGCUUAACCCUCAGACGGUCCCGUCCAGUAGGUGCCGUCACUGCCCUGCUUUCUCGGACUCCGAGCAGCCGACUGACCCGGGACCACAUGGGAGGAUGGUCACAGAGUCGGGCCACCCCGUCACUGUGCCUGAAACCACCUUCCAGGCUGACUCCCACGCCUGCAGCAUUCGAAAGGCUGUUCCCGUGCUGACCCCUCUCUGGGAACCGCCUGCGCCCAGACGGCCCGGCGAGCUGGGUUCGCGCCAUGAUGCCACGACCUCCACCCACCGCCGCACAGCCGGUCGUGCCAGGGAAGCACCUGGACGCGCAGAGGGGCCGAUCGAGACUUCAGAGGGGCCCCAGGGAGGGGACCAGACAGCUCCCUAUUCUCCACAGACACUCUAUUCCUGUUAUCCCUCCACUGAGCAGUGCCUAGUGCCGUCCAGCAAAGGCAGCUUGGAAAAUGUCACUGGCGGAUGGAACCUGAGUUCGGCCCCUGAGUCGAAGCCCCUGGGAAAGCGUUCUCCGUCAACGGCAGGACCCAAAAAGGAAACACGACAGGACAGUUACAAGGGAUUAUUCCAGAGCGUCUGGUUAACAUCUGACAACGGGCCCCGCUUUCAAAGGAACGUUCUCGAGGAGCCCUUUUAAGGACGCGUGAAUGGACGGCUGGGGGUGCGGCCAUUGCCGUUCUGCGCGAUCCCGCGGACACCUUCUCAACAAAGGGCUCCGUCCGGGACACAGCGGUGGAAACACGGGAGGAGUCUGCUUA